AUGCACCUUUUGAUAAAUUCAUUGCAUUUCCUUCUCCCCUUUCAGGAAAUAUUACAUUUUUUUUUCUUUUCUUUCCCUCACUCUCAGGACCUGCAACUCUUUUUUUCCUUUCUUUCCCCUUCAAGACCUGUGUUUCUUUUUGCCUUUCUUUCCCUCCCUUUCAGGAUUCAUGUCUCUCUUCGCCUUUCUUUCCCUCCCUUUCAGGAUUCAUGUCUCUCUUCGCCUUUCUUUCCCUCCCUUUCAGGAUUCAUGUCUCUCUUCGCCUUUCUUUCCCUCUCUUUCAGGAUUCAUGUCUCUCUUCGUCUUUCUUUCACUCUCUUUCAGGAUUCAUGUCUCUCUUCGCUUUUCUUUUCCUCCCUUUCAGGAUUCAUGUCUCUCUUCGCCUUCCUUUCCCUCCCUUUUAGUACCUGUGUCUCUCUUCACCUUUCAUUCCCCCCACCUUUCAGGAUUCAUGUCUUUCUUCACCUUUCUUUCCCUCCUUUUCAGGAUUCAUUUCUCUUUUCAUCUUUCUUUCUCUCCUUUCAAUCUCUCUUUUUGAUCCUGUUUCUCUCUCCCCCCCCCCACUCAUACAGUUUCCAGAAUUUUUUAUCUUUCUUUAUCUCUCCUUAUUCUUUUUCAAAUAUUUCUUCUUUUCCCCGUUCAACUUAUAAAUAA
Messenger RNA from Acanthosepion pharaonis, 654 nucleotides. Lineage: Eukaryota; Metazoa; Mollusca; Cephalopoda; Sepiida; Sepiidae. The record is from the annotation of a GenBank genome assembly.